This is a messenger RNA of Balaenoptera acutorostrata (minke whale), 2687 nucleotides long. RefSeq names its product coiled-coil domain containing 157 (gene CCDC157). Bases 283 to 2610 code for a protein of 775 amino acids. NCBI's taxonomy places the organism in Eukaryota, Metazoa, Chordata, Mammalia, Artiodactyla, Balaenopteridae. The record is from RefSeq and is a predicted model, not a curated record. The transcript has 11 exons.
UCGAGAGACGCCGUUGCCGUGGCAGCGGUCGGGGAGCCGGGACAGGUUUUGCCGGGGAUCCCAGGAGCGGCAGGCGCACCUGGGGGCAGUUUCAUGAGCCGACCAGACACAGUGGCUGAGGCUGCGACGCCGGAGACUGGGACUGCAGAGCUGGACACGGGAAGCCAAGCACCUGGCUGAGCCUCUGACCCUGAGCCCGAAAGCCCACAGGCAAGUCCAAGAGCUGGGGACACUCAGACAUCCAGCUCCACGGACAGGCACCUGUGCAGAGGAGCCACGAGGAUGGCACACCUGCUGGGCAGCCAGGCCUGCAUGGACAGCCUGCGCAGGGACCUUACUGACCUGCAGGGUGCCAUCGUGGACGUGUUCUCGCGUGCCGGGCCCGUGCGCUUCCCCUCCUGGAAGUUCCCUGACCGCAUGGCCUGUGACCUGGACAUGGUGGCCCUGCUAGAGCACUACGACCACGUGCCGGGUGACCCCGAGUUCACGCAGCUGUCCCACGCUGUGCUGCUGGAGCUGGUCAUUGACAGGCUCCUGCUGCUGCUUCAGAGCUGCGCGAGCUACUUGGAGAACCUUGACUUGGAGCAGACGGUGCCCCCCGCCAGGGCUGCCAGGCCCUGCAUGUCUGUGGGGCUCACAGUGCGGCGCUUCUGGAACAGCCUGCUGAGGCUGGGCAUGCUCAUUCGGCAGGUGGCCCCCCAGAAAAGGGCAAACCAAGGGGAGACCCCCACCUCCAAGCCCACAGCCAAGGGCGAGCCAGCCAGGAGCCCUGAAUUUGUGACUGCCAAGCUCAUCAAGCCCACCUCCCCAAUGCCAGGCUUGCCCCAGACCUGCCAAGAGCUGGACAGACUCUGUGUCCGCAUCUCCCUGCCGUGUCCAGCCAGGAUGGCCGAAAACACUAGGAGUGUCCACUCCCAGACUGUGGAGACAGCCCUGGUGCCCUGUGAUGCGUGCACCAGCAUGCAGGGCAGCCUGCGGGAGGUGGGCAAGAUGGUCAUCAGCCUGUGUCAGAGCCAGAACUUGUCCUCGUCCUUAGGCCAGUUCCAGCAUCUGGUGCAGGGCAGCAUGGGGCUCAGGCCGCUGCCGGCCACCACCGUGGGCCACUGGGCGGCCGAGCAGAGCAAAGACCUGACACGCCUCAGCAAACACAUGGGGGCCCUCACUCAGCUUGUGGGGCCCCUCAGGGCCCAGCUGGAGGAGGCUAAGGGGCAGAAGGACAGACUGAGGAAGCAAGUAGGCGAGCUGGAGCAGGCCCUUCAGCGGGAGCAGGAGGCACAGCGGCAGCAGGCGGAUGAGGCCGAGCAGCGCCUGGCCCAGUGGGAGCGCGACAGGCAGCAGCUGCUCGCAGAAACAAGUGACCUCAAGACAAAGGUGUCCACCCUGGAGGGGGAGCUGAAGCAGCAGCGGGAGUCCACGCGGGCCGUGGAGACGAAGGCCCAGGAGCUGCAAGAGGAGGCUGAGCACAGGGCGGAGGCUGAGAGGCAGGUGCAGCAGCUGGAAGAGCAGGUGCAGCUGCUGGCAGGGCGGCUGGACGGAGCCAGCCAGCAGAUCCGCUGGGCCAGCACAGAGCUGGACAAGGAGAAGGCCCGUGUCGACAGCAUGGUCCGCCACCAGGAGUCCCUGCAGGCCAAACAGCGAGCCCUGCUACAGCAGCUGGACACCCUGGACCAGGAGCGUGAGGAGCUGAGGGGCAGUUUGGACGAGGCCGAGGCCCAGCGGGUCCACGUGGAGGAGCAGCUGCAGCACGUGCAGAGCGAGAGGGAGCAGGGGCAGUGCCAGCUGCGGGCCCAGCAGGUGCGAGCGGGCAGGGUGAGGGGGCAGGGGCGGCACUUCCCUUUCUCUGCAGGAACCUCCAGCCAGCUAAGCACCUGCGGGCCUGCCCCGUGCCUGGGGAGUGAUGGUGAUGGGGUGUCCCCAGGGGGCUGGGAGCUGGUCCUCAGCUCUGAGCCUCCCCUGCCCCAGGAGCUGCUGCAGAGCCUGCAGCGAGAGAAGCAAGGCCUGGAGCAGGCAACAGCGGAUCUGCAGCUGACCAUCUCGGAGCUAGAACGCGAGCUCGUGGAGUUGAGGGAGCGGGAGAGGCUGCUGGUGGCCUUUCCGGACCUGCACAGGCCUGUGGAAGCCCAGAUCCAAAGCUCUGGCAACGUCACGGACGACAUGGAGAAGCAGGUGCAGGCCAACGACAUCCGUAUCCGGGUCCUACAGGAGGAGAACGGGCGGCUGCGAUCCAUGCUGUCUAAGAUCCGGGAGGUGGCCCAGCAGGGGGGCCUCAAGCUGAUCCCACAGGACCAGCUCUGGACCCCUCCCAGCAAGGGAAUCCACGGAGCAGCGCCCCCAGCCCAGGCCCAGAGAGCAUCUCCAGGGCCCCUGGGCAGGCGGCACUCACCUUGCAGCAGGACGGCCAGUGCGGGCAGGACCCUGCCGGGCCAGCCCCAGGCCUCCCCGCCUCAGCAGCCCUGCGGUCGACCCAGCAAGUCCUCCCUGGAGGAUGUGACCCACUCGACCAACUGUGCCCAGAACCCCAUCCGGGCCUUGGCCAGGCUGAGAAGGAGACUGUCACCAAGCCGGGGCCAGGCCGGCCCUGCAUACCAGCCCCAGGAGCGGCCCACGUAGCCUGCAGUGGAGUGGGGCUGGAGGGCGGGAAGCUGGCAACCCACCCCAUGUAAUAAAGCCCAGACCAUCUGCUCACA